AGAGUGGUUGAAGAAAAGAAAGAAGAAGAGGGAAAAGAAGAGAGGAGGAAGAAGAGAAGAAGAUGAAGAAGAAGAAGAAGAGGAGGUGGCUGCAGCGAGGGCUGCAGCGAGAAGCUGUGGGGCGUGGGGAGAAGAAGAGAGGAAGAAGAGGGAGAAGAGAAGAAGAAGAAGAAGAAGCAGAAGAAGAAAAGAAGAAGAGAGGAUGAUAGCUGCGGCAAGGCUGCAGCGAGGAGGUGUGUGGGGUUGGGGAGGAAAAGGGAAGAGGAGAAGAAAAGAAGGAGAAGAAGAGGGAAAAGAGAGGGAAGAGGGAGAGGAGCGAGAGGUGGCAGCAGCUAGGGCUGCAGCACCUCUGUUUCCUGCAGGUGGAAACAGAGGAGAGGUGGGGCGUUCGAAGAGGAGAAGAAGAAGAAGAGGAAGAGAAGAGGAAGAGGAAGCAGGAGAAGAGGUUGUGAUACCUCUGUUUCCUGCAGAGGAAACAGAGGAGAGGGUGUGUGUGACGUCGGGGAGAAGAAGGGGAGGAAGGAGAAGAAGAGAAGAAGAAGAAAGGAAGGAGAGGAAGAAGAGAAGGGAAAGGAGGAGCUGCGGCUGCGGCGGUGGCAGCUGCAGCUGGAAGAGAAGGAGAGGAAGAGAUGGUGAGGAAGAAGAGAAGAAGUAGAAGCGGGUGAAGAGGCGGCACCUCUGUUUCCUGCAGGAGGAAACAGAGGAAAGGAGGUGCUGUUCGUCGGGGAGAAGAAGGGGGCUGCAGCUGCGGCGAUGGCAGCUGCAGCUGGAAGAGAAGAAGAAGAGGAAGAUGAGCAGGGGAGGAGGGAGAGGUUGCGGCCGUGGCUGCGGCCGCGACUGCAGCAGUUGCAGCGGGGAGAGAAGAAGAAGAAAGGAAGGAGAAGGAAGAGGAGAAGGGAAAGAAGUAGCUGCGGCUGCGGUUGUGGCAGCUGCAGCUGUCGCAGGGAAAGAGGAAGAGAAAAAGGAAAGGAAGAAGAAGAGAAAGGGAAGGAGAGGAAGAAGAGAGGAAGAGGAGAAGGGGCUGCGGCUGCGGCGAUGGCAGCUGCAGCUGUGGCUGGGAAAGAAGAGAAGGAAAGGAAGAAGAAGAGAAAGGGAAGGAGAGGAAGAAGAGAGGAAGAGGAGAAGGGGUGGCAGCUGCGGCAGUGGCAGCUGCAGCUGGAAGAGGAGGAGGAAAUAGAGCAGGGGAGGAAGAAGAGGCUGCGCCGUGGCUGCGACUCCGGCUGCGGCUGCGACGUUGGCUGCGGUAGCUGCGGCAGCGGUGGUGGCUGCAGUAGCUGCAGUAGCUGCUUUUGGGAAAGAGAAAGAGUAGGAAUGAGAGAAGGGAAGAAGGAAAUAGUGCAGUGGAUGGGGGCUGCGGUUGUGACCGCAGUUGCGAUUGUGGCAGCGGCAGCGGCGGCGGCUGUGGCAGCUGCGUUUGGGAAAGAAAAAGAAGGAAUGAGAGUAAGACAGAGCAGGUGACUGUGCCUCGAUGUUCGACACGUGAUGUAGUUACGAAGAAAGGAAGAAAACGGGAGCACAAAACGAAACAGAGAGAGGACACGGAGGAAAAGUAGAAAGAUUGGACUGGCACCUUCCUUAGAUAUUCAGAUCAAAAUAUUUGAAAGGUCAGCUUGUUACUCUUCGAGAUGUUUGAUUUGGGCUGAGGCAGUGGAUAGCUAUUCAGAAUGAUGGGCAAGUCUGGUUGGUUAUUAUGAUAUUGUUGUAUAAGUAUGUUUUGUAUGUAAUGAAAUGUUGUCGAUGUUGAAUCUCGGAUUUUGAUGAUAUAAUCAAUUGGUGGGUUAAUUGAUCUAAUCCAUAUUAUUGAGUUAAGUGUGCAGGAUUAACUACGAUAAUCAAAAAAACACAAAGCGAGAAUACCGGAGUCACAUUUGACCGAACCACUCUAAAAAUCGGCGUAAUCUCUGGUUUGCUUUUUAUUAUUGUCAUUUACAUUACUGCAAAUCUUCUUACUGCUUUAGUUCCUUAUUACUCUUGCUGCGCAACUUUAAGAAUACGCCUUCAAGUUAAAUUUCUCAAGUUUCAUUCUUAACGUACGAAAGAUUUUACUAAAACCGAAGUUUUAAUCCGCUGCACUAAUUCACCCCCCCCUCUUAGUGCCGCUCCGAUCCUAACAAGUGGUAUCAGAGCCACGGUUUUCUACUUUGGUUUAACACCCAAAUAGAAAUGGCUCUUUAUGGCUUUCAAGAGGGUCACUCUCUCAUUCGUCCUCCCUUUUUCAAUGGGACGGACUACACUUGUUGGAAAACUCGAAUGAGAGUUUUCUUACUUUCUUUGGAUUUGAAUUUAUGGGACAUAGUCGAAAAUGGAUUUGAAAUGUCUUCUCUCCCAAUGAACCAUUGGAAUGAUUUGGAGAAGAAGAUGUUUUCUUUAAAUGCAAAGGCUAUGAAUGCCUUAUAUUGUGCACUUGACAAAAGUGAAUUUAAUCGCGUUUCGAUGUGUGACUCGGCUUUUGAUAUUUGGAGAACUCUAGAGGUCACUCAUGAAGGCACUAGCCGAGUGAAAGAGUCCAAAAUCAAUAUUCUUGUGCAUUCUUAUGAACUUUUCCGGAUGAAACCAAGUGAGUCCAUCGGAGACAUGUACACCCGGUUCACGGAUGUCAUCAAUGGACUCAAAGCUCUUGGUAAAAGUUUUUCUAAUUUUGAACUAGUCACUAAAAUCUUAAGAUCCCUUCCAAAAAGUUGGGAUCCAAAAGUUACGGCCAUUCAAGAGGCCAAGGACCUUAAAACAUUCCCUCUCGAAGAACUUAUUGGGUCUCUAAUGACCUACGAAAUGAACAAUGUGGAAAAAAAGAAACUCGAGAACAACCUUCCAAAUGAUAGGAAGGAUUUGGGACAUAGAACACAUGAAUACCACUCGAGCAUAAGCUCAAGUGAUGGUGAACUUAAACUACAAAUGAAACAAAAAUUAAAAAGCAAAAAGAAUGGAACUACUUGCUUUGAACGCAAGAAGAACAAAAGUUGGGAUGAAUUGAGCUCUUCCGAAGACGAGGAGAAAAUCAAGAAAGGCGAGGUGGCAAACUAUGCCUCACCCUCUUUCAACAAUGAGGUAAUCAAAAUCCCACUAAUUCAUUUCGAAAUUACAUAAUACUUUCUUGAGUUAUUUUUAAUUUAGUUUAGGAUUAAUUUUCUUGAAAAUUGCUUGUGUUAUGUUAAUGCAAUAAAAUGUUAGAUAUAAAUAUAAUGCUUAUACACCUAGUAAGAUUAAUCUUAUAUAUGUGCUUGAGAAGCAAGAAUUUGUAC
Musa acuminata AAA Group (dessert banana) is the source of this 3239-nucleotide messenger RNA. RefSeq lists its product as uncharacterized. The record is from RefSeq and is a predicted model, not a curated record. Lineage: Eukaryota; Viridiplantae; Streptophyta; Magnoliopsida; Zingiberales; Musaceae. The coding region runs from base 2164 to 3084 and encodes 306 amino acids. The transcript has 2 exons.